UAAAUAAUUAUGGAGAUAGUCUUGCUUCCAGAGAAACUCAAAUAUUCGCUCCGUAAGAAGAUCUUAAAGAAGAUUAAGAUUAACAGUCUUAUUGCAUUAGUUCUGGCAACAAUUGGAAUCAUCUUUGCUAUUCUUGCCAGUGAGGAAUAUUACAAAGAGGACCUUGAGCAGAAAUAAAGAGAGAAAUGAAGAAAAUGCGCAGGCGACUAUCCUUAGAUUUGUUGUUUCUGUAUCAACAACUUUUUUGAUUUUCUUUAUCUUCAAUCAUUAUCGACUCCUCUUACAGUUCUUGAAAUGUAAAGAAUUUAUUGACGGGAAUAAGAAUAUCUUCACUUCAGGGUAUUGGAAAUGGCUAGCUUUUGAAAGUACUAUUUGACUGAUUCAUUCUCCUCCUUUUGUUAAUUACAGCUGGACUGCAGCUCAGCAACAAGAAGACCUGACUUAUUCACUUGAUAUGAUCUUUACUCUUGUCUGACUUUUAAGAAUCUACCAUUUGAUCAGAGUUUUCUUGUUAUAUUCUAAUUAUUAUAACAAAGAAAAUACAGACAGAGUUCUCAAUGAUUGAAGAAUACUUGGAGGCACAGAAUUUGUUUUAAAAUGCGAACUCAAAGAAAGACCUUUUACUAUAUUGACAAUCUGUAUUCUAAUCGUUUCCUUCUUUUUUGGAUAUGCUCUUAGGGCAGCAGAGCUACCUUAUAUUCAUGUUUCAAAUCAAGAUUGGACAUACAUUUGGAAUGGAAUGUGGUGUAUUCUAAUUACAAUGACAACAGUUGGAUAUGGAGAUUUCUACCCGAUGACAUACUUAGGAAGAUCAAUUGGUGUUACAGCCUGCUAUUUAGGAACAUUUUUAAUUUCUCUAGCAAUAGUCUCACUUACAAUAUCUUUGGAGUUUGAGCCUACCCAGGCAAGAGCGUAUAAGAAUGCCAUCAGAUACCAUCAAAAAAGUUUGAACAGAAAAUAUGCUGCCACUUUGAUCCAGGCUUGUUACAAAUACAGAUUCUAUAUGUCUAAGAAUCAUGAUGUCUCUUUGCGAACUAAGGCUGAAAAGACCUACUUCAUAAAGAAAGCCAUUAAAAACUUUAAAGAUCAAAGAUUAAGGAUCAGAGAAAUGGAAUUCACACUCAGAACAGAUGAAAUGUAUCAGCAGAUCAAUGACAAGAUCAAUAGUGAUUUCGAUAAACUUGUCAUUGACUCUAAAGUUAUUACUGUAGGCUAAAUAAGCACAAUUUUAAUUCCCUUUUUAUUUAUCUCUAAAAUCGCCUUUAUUCAAAGAAAAGAAGUUUUCCCUGGAACUAUUACUUUCGAAUUAAUAGAUAAGCCCAAAUCUAUGAGUAAUCUAACCGCUUGUAUCAGAAUUGUGAAGAAUUGUUCAGACUUGUUGAGAAGAAACAGAAUAAUAUUUCAGCGAUGGUGAAUGAGAUUAUGGAGAUUGGAGAAGAAGCCAGGCUUAAGAUUGAUGACUUCAAAGAUGAGCAAUUCAUUGAUCAAUAUUUGUCUGUUUAUCGCUAAAUUUAUAUUGAUUCUCAUAUGUGUCAAUAAUGAUAUCUGU
Messenger RNA from Moneuplotes crassus, 1549 nucleotides. The record is from the annotation of a GenBank genome assembly. NCBI's taxonomy places the organism in Eukaryota, Ciliophora, Spirotrichea, Euplotida, Euplotidae.